UUCGGUAGGACAAAGAUUCCCACUCAGAAUGUUUUACUAAUCUUAUAUUGUACAAUUUCUCUCUCUCCUCUACCAUAAAGCAGAUGUGAUCCGACAAGCACACAAAGAAGUUCCUCAUUCAAAAAAGAUUUCUCAGCCAUCAAAAUUUCCUUUCUCUUCAUCCAACGAAAAUAACCUUUUUUCUUCUUUGAAAUCUUGCUAGAAUUAAACUAAGAAAAGAAAAUACCAGGUUUGUUUCUGCUUAUCUGAGGAAGUUCAUCAAUGGAUACGGCUCAGUGGCCACAGGAGAUUGUAGUGAAGCCCUUGGAAGAAAUAGUAACAAACACAUGCCCAAAGCCGCAACCGUCCCAGCCGCAGCAGCCAACACCCGAUGGGGCGGCGGGUGGAGUGGAAAGGAAGGCAAGGCCAGAAAAGGACCAAGCUAUAAACUGUCCAAGAUGUAACUCAACCAAUACAAAGUUUUGUUACUAUAACAAUUAUAGCUUGACGCAGCCAAGAUUCUUCUGCAAAGGUUGUAGACGGUAUUGGACUGAAGGCGGUUCGCUUAGGAAUAUCCCUGUUGGUGGUGGCUCAAGAAAGAACAAGAGAUCUCACUCUUCUUCAAUUUCUUCAUCUGAUAUUGGUAACAAUCACUCGGUUUCUACACAACCAGCUACAAAGAAGCAUCGCUCUGAUCAACAUCACCACCACCUCAUGAGCAUGUCUCAACAAGGGUUGACCGGUCAAAACCCUAAAUUCCUUGAGACCACUCAACAAGAUCUCAAUUUAGGUUUUCCACCACAUGGGUUGAUCAGGACCAACUUCACUGACCUUAUCCACAACAUUGGGAACAACAACAAGAGCACCAACAGUCUAUUGCUUAGUUCUUCAUGUUCUGCGACGUCAGAUAUGGCAACUUCCCCUCUGGAUUUCAUAAGAAACAACAAUAGUAAUAAUGGGAAUUCUUCAUUCAUGGGUUUUCCAGUUCAUAAUCAAGAUCCAACAUCAGGAGGGUUUUCGAUGCAAGAUCAUUACAAGCCUUGUAACUCAAACACCACACUGCUAGGGUUUUCAUUGGAUCAUCAUCGUAAUAAUGAUUUCCCCGGAGGAUUUCAAGGAGGAGAGGGUGGUGAUGAUGUGAAUGGAAGGCCCUUGUUUCCUUUUGAGGAUUUGAAAUUGCCAGUUUCUUCUUCAUCAGCAACAAGUAAUGUCGACAUUAAUGAUCAUCAGAAGCGAGCAAGUGGUGGUGAUGCAGCUGCUACUUCUGGUGGGUAUUGGACUGGGAUGUUGAGUGGUGGUGGAUCUUGGUGUUAAUUUUUCUUAGUUUGAUGAUGAAGCUAGUAUCAUUAAUGCUAUUUAUUUAAUUAAUUAAUAUCUUAAUUUCACUUUGAACAUUCGUAUUGGUGGUUUUUUCUUCCUUUUUGUUAAUUUUGGGUUAAUUUGGAUUUAAGGAUGUUAUUGGAAGCGCAUGCAUAUAUUGAAUGA
Molecule: messenger RNA, 1464 nt
Organism: Brassica oleracea var. oleracea
Lineage: Eukaryota; Viridiplantae; Streptophyta; Magnoliopsida; Brassicales; Brassicaceae
Product: dof zinc finger protein DOF4.6-like
Exons: 2
Coding region: 262-1293 (343 amino acids)
Biological process (GO): regulation of DNA-templated transcription
Molecular function (GO): DNA-binding transcription factor activity; DNA binding
Source: RefSeq, a predicted model, not a curated record